Messenger RNA from Engraulis encrasicolus (European anchovy), 1532 nucleotides. RefSeq names its product guided entry of tail-anchored proteins factor 4 (gene get4). NCBI's taxonomy places the organism in Eukaryota, Metazoa, Chordata, Actinopteri, Clupeiformes, Engraulidae. Gene Ontology annotation, molecular function: protein binding. The transcript has 9 exons. Gene Ontology annotation, cellular component: BAT3 complex; cytosol. Bases 123 to 1094 code for a protein of 323 amino acids. Gene Ontology annotation, biological process: protein insertion into ER membrane. The record is from RefSeq and is a predicted model, not a curated record.
UCGCCUUUCUCUGUUCUUGACUUGCAGGAGCUUCGGGCCAGUGCAGUGGGAGCUCGGCGAGUGAAAGGGGAGCUAGCUCUAGUUAGCUAGCAGCUAGCCGGACACACACAACACACACAACCAUGACGGAGCAGGAGGGCUCGAAAAGCUCCAGCAGUGCGAGGAAUCGAGGCGGAGUGCAGAGGGUGGAAGGCAAACUUCGCGCCAGCGUUGAAAGAGGAGACUACUAUGAAGCUCAUCAAAUGUACCGGACGUUAUUUUUUAGGUAUAUGUCACAGUCCAAGUAUGCGGAGGCCAGAGAGCUGACGUAUAAUGGAGCCCUACUGUUCUUCAGUCACCACCAGCUAAACAGUGCUGCAGAUCUGUCCAUGCUUGUUUUGGAGUCUCUGGAGAAAUCAGAAAUAGAAGUUCAAGAUGAAAUACUGGAGCACCUGGUGAAGCUCUAUAGUGUGAUGGAUGCCAAGUCUCCAGAGCGUGUGGCGUUCGUCUCUCGAGCGCUGAAGUGGUCAACUGGCGGAUCCGGCAAACCUGGCAGCCCACGACUACACCAGCUGCUGGCACUCACGCUGUGGAAAGAGCAAAACUAUAGUGAGUCUCGUUACCACUUCCUGCGGUCAGCUGAUGGCGAGGGCUGCGCUCUGAUGCUGGUGGAAUACUCAGCUACCCUCGGCUACAGGAGCGAGGUCGACAUGUUCGUAGCCCAGGCAGUACUACAGUUCCUGUGUUUGAAGAACAAGCCGAGUGCAUUGAUGGUGUUCAGCACGUAUACAGAGAAACAUCCGUCGAUCCAGAACGGGCCGCCCUUCCCACAACCCCUCCUCAACUUCAUAUGGUUCCUACUGCUAGCUGUGGACGGGGGGAAGUUAACAGUCUUUACAGUGUUAUGUGAACAGUAUCAACCGUCUCUGAAGAGAGACCCCAUGUACAACGAGUAUCUGGACAGGAUAGGGCAGCUGUUCUUCGGCGUUCCCCCCAAACAGUCGUCAUCAUACGGAGGCCUGCUAGGUAAUCUGCUCUCCAGCCUGAUGGGCUCGGGUGAGGAUGAGGAGGGGGAGGAGGUGCACGAGGAUGGAAGCCCCAUCGAGCUCGACUGAGCGCGUGCAAACUCGAACCCGAGACCAGACCAGACCAAGCAGCCGAGGCUUAUGGGGAGCGGACAGGAGGCGGAGCCUAACACACACACACGCACUCACACACACUCACACGGACGGACGCGCGCACACACACACGACGACCCUCUGUCCUACCUGUUCUAGAGGAUACCGUGGAGCAUCAAAACACACACACACACACACACACACACACACACACACACACACACACACACACACACACACACACUUAAAACAAGAAAGUGAAGUGACAUCACACCAAUAGGCUCCUCCCCCCAUCCAAUGAGAUCCGUCCUACGGAAGCCCGGACUGCCCAAAACUGCAAUGUCUUUUUUGUUUUGUUUAUUGUUUUGUUUUGAUCUUUUUUUUCUCCUUUCUUUUGAGGGUCUUUAAUAUAUAUAUAAAAUACGACAUAUGAUA